Molecule: messenger RNA, 536 nt
Organism: Cucurbita pepo subsp. pepo (vegetable marrow)
Lineage: Eukaryota; Viridiplantae; Streptophyta; Magnoliopsida; Cucurbitales; Cucurbitaceae
Product: Bifunctional inhibitor/lipid-transfer protein/seed storage 2S albumin superfamily protein
Biological process (GO): systemic acquired resistance
Molecular function (GO): fatty acid binding
Source: RefSeq, a predicted model, not a curated record
UUUGGGAACCCAUGUCUUCAUCGCAUUGAAGAACAAGCAGAUAAUGGAGUCUCUCAAGAAAUACACUUCUCUCCUGCUGUUUCUAGCGCUGUUUCUGGUUACUGCAAGGUGUGAUUAUUAUGGGCAACAAAGGGGCGAGUGUGCCCCGUCUAAUCCCGAAAGAGAGGCCUUCAAAAUGAUGCCGUGUUUAGCUGCUUCCAAAGACCCUUACUAUCCAGUUUCUCAUAGAUGCUGCGAUCAAGUCAGGAAAUUAGGCCAAAGCACCAGCUGUCUCUGUGCCGUUAUGUUGUCCAACACAGCUGCAAUGGUUGGAGCUAAGCCUGAAAUUGCUAUCACCAUUCCAAAACGUUGCAACAUUGCUGAACGCCCUGUUGGCUACAACUGCGGAGGCUAUGAACUACCUUGAAGCUGCAUUCUCUGCUCCAACUAUGUUGGAAGUUUAGGGGAGAAAUCAUAUGUAUUGUGCUUAUUGUAAACCUAUAGUGACUUACAUCACUUGAGAAAUAAAUAAAAACAUCGUGUUUGUCGUUAAAAAA